AUGCUCUCAGGCGGGGAGAUGGCGAAGAUCAGGGUGGCGUACGAGUACACCGAAGCGGAGGACAAAAGCAUCCGGCUGGGCUUGUUCCUGAUCGUCUCCGGCAUCGUGUCGCUUUUCAUCCUGGGCUUCUGCUGGCUAAACCCGGCCCUGCAGGACUUGCAAGGCAAAGCGGCCAACUGCACGGUGCUGUCUGUGCAGCAGAUCAGCGAGUUCUUCGAGUGCACCUUCACGUGCGGCGCCGACUGCAAGGGCACCUCCCUGUACCCCUGCCUUCAGAUCUACGUCAAUAACUCCGAGUCCAACGCCCGGGCGCUGCUGCACCAGGAUGAGCACCAGCUCCUCGCCAACCCUAAGUGUUCCUAUAUCCCUCCCUGCGAAAGAGAGAAUGAGAAAAACACUGACACCGUAACACACUGGCAAGUUUUUUGGGAAGAUGAAGUUGGCUCUCAACCUUUUACAUGUUACUUCAAUCAACACCUCCGACCAGAUGAUGUACUGUUACGACGCACACACGAUGAGUCGGUCCUUUUGCACUGCUUCCUUUGGCCAGUGGUUACGUUCCUGGUUGGAGUCCUAAUUGUGGUUCUGACCAUAUGCGCAAAGAGCCUGGCUGUUAAAGCGGAAGCAAUAAAGAAGCGGAAGCACUCCUAA
Messenger RNA from Varanus komodoensis (Komodo dragon), 651 nucleotides. RefSeq names its product potassium calcium-activated channel subfamily M regulatory beta subunit 4 (gene KCNMB4). Gene Ontology annotation, biological process: detection of calcium ion; potassium ion transport. Gene Ontology annotation, cellular component: membrane; voltage-gated potassium channel complex. Bases 1 to 651 code for a protein of 216 amino acids. The transcript has 3 exons. The record is from RefSeq and is a predicted model, not a curated record. Lineage: Eukaryota; Metazoa; Chordata; Lepidosauria; Squamata; Varanidae. Gene Ontology annotation, molecular function: calcium-activated potassium channel activity; potassium channel regulator activity.